GUCCCAGCAUGGCCGAGCCGCUGCUCAGGAAAACCUUCUCCCGCCUGCGGGGUCGGGAGAAACUGCCCCGAAAAAAGUCCGACGCCAAAGAGCGCGGCCGCCCUGCUCAGCGCCCAGAGCCCAGCCCUCCAGAGCCAGAGCCCCAGGCCAUUGAAGGGCCCAAGGCAGGAGCAGAGGGGCCUCCCAGCGCUGAGGCAUCUCAGAGCCCAGCCCGGGGGGCCUACCUGCAAAGCCUGGAGCCCAGCAGCCGAAGAUGGGUGCUGGGUGGAGCCAAGCCACCGGAGGAGGCUGCUUUGGGGCCCAGAACACCUAGUGGUGGGGAGCCUGCUGGUGAGAUCUGGUACAACCCUAUCCCUGAGGAUGACCCCAGACCCCCAGCAUCUGAGACCCUGGGGCCACAACCAAGCGUGGCUGAGCCAGAGGGCGCCACCCCCCAAGGCGCAGCCCCUGCCAGUCCCCCAACCAAAGCCUCCCGCACCAAGUCCCCUGGCCCUGCCCGGCGCCUCUCUAUGAAGAUGAAGAAGUUGCCAGAGCUGAGGCGUCGCCUGAGCCUGAGAGGCACUCGGGCAGGCCGGGAACGGGAACGGGAGAGAGCAGCCCCAGAGGGCUCUGUCAUCAGCCGCUAUCACCUGGACAGCAGUGUGGGGACCCCUGGGCGGGCAGCAGUGACUGGGGGCACUCGGAGCCCUCGGGCUGGGUACCUCAGUGAUGGUGACUCACCUGAGCGUCCAGUGGGGCCCCCAUCACCCACUGCCUUCCGACCCUAUGAGGUGGGCCCAGCAGCACGGGCGCCCCCCGCUGCACUCUGGGGCCGCCUCAGCCUGCACCUCUAUGGGCUUGGGGGACUGCGGCCAGCCCCAGGGGCCACCCCGAGAGACCUCUGCUGCCUGCUGCAAGUGGAUGGGGUGGCCCGGGCCCGCACAGGGCCUCUGCGAGGAGGGCCAGACUUCCUGAGGCUGGACCACACCUUCCACCUGGAGCUGGAGGCCGCCCGGCUACUGAGGGCCCUGGUGCUUGCAUGGGACCCUGGUGUGAGGCGGCACCGGGCCUGUGCCCAGGGCACUGUGCUGCUGCCCACAGUCUUCCGAGGGUGCCAGGCCCAGCAACUGGCCGUUCGUCUGGAGCCCCAGGGGCUGCUGUAUGCCAAGCUGACCCUGUCAGAGCAGCAGGAAGCACCCACCAAAGUGGAGCCCCGGGUCUUUGGACUGCCACUGCCACUGCUAGUGGAGCGGGAGCAGCCCCCUGGCCAGGUGCCUCUCAUCAUCCAGAAGUGUGUUGGGCAGAUCGAGCACCGAGGGCUGCGGGUGGUGGGGCUGUACCGUCUGUGUGGCUCUGCCGCAGUGAAGAAAGAGCUUCGCGAUGCCUUUGAGCGGGAUAGUGCAGCCGUCUGCCUCUCCGAGGACCUUUACCCCGAUAUCAAUGUCAUCACGGGCAUCCUCAAGGAUUACCUUCGAGAGCUUCCCACUCCACUCAUCACCCAGCCCCUCUACCAGGUGGUGCUGGAGGCCAUGGCCCAAGGGCCCCCAAGCAGAGCUCCCCCAGGUCCUGAUGGCACCCGAGGGCUCCUCGGCUGCCUACCAGAUGUGGAAAGGGCUACGCUGACCCUUCUCCUGGACCACCUGCGCCUGGUCUCCUCCUUCCAUGCCCACAACCGCAUGACCCCGCAGAACCUGGCCGUGUGCUUUGGACCCGUACUGCUGCCCGCACGCCAGGCCCCCGCCCGGUCCCGCAUCCGUGGCUCUGGCCCAAGUGUCACCAGCGCAGUGGACUUCAAGCGCCACAUCGAAGUGCUGCAUUACCUGCUGCAGUCUUGGCCAGAUCCUCGCCGACCCCCAGAGACUCCUGACGUCGCACCUUACUUGCGGCCGAAACGACAGCCGUCGCUGCGCUUGCCGCUAGCGGGCUCCGAAGUGGUGACUCGACCCCGGGGACGCGAAGGCCCGGAGAGCCCCCCCAGUAACCGCUAUGCCGGCGACUGGAGUGUUUGUGGGCGGGACUUCCUACCAUGUGGGCGGGACUUUCUGACCGGGCCUGACUACGACCACGUGACUGGCAGCGACAGCGAAGAGGACGACGACGAGACUGGCGAGCAAAGGGGUACUGCAGACUUCGAGGAUGAAUUUGACGCGCCCUUCAACCCGCACCUGAAUCUCAAAGACUUUGACGCCCUCAUCUUGGACCUGGAGAGAGAGCUUUCCAAGCAGAUCAAUGUGUGCCUCUAGAGCCCGCAGAGCGGGGCAGGCAGGACCCUGGUUACUAAGGACCAGGUUCCGGUUGCUAAGGCAGUGCCCUAAUGACCUAGAAGGACCCCAGACUUGUUGCUCAGCGUGACCUCCUGGUUGCUAGGGAGUUGCCAAGGGACCAGUCUCCUGUGCUGACAAUCAUUCCUAGUUCUAGUGCCUAGUAUUUGGACACUAGUU
This is a messenger RNA of Castor canadensis (American beaver), 2420 nucleotides long. It is a transcript of the gene Syde1, whose product is annotated as synapse defective Rho GTPase homolog 1. Gene Ontology annotation, molecular function: GTPase activator activity. Lineage: Eukaryota; Metazoa; Chordata; Mammalia; Rodentia; Castoridae. The record is from RefSeq and is a predicted model, not a curated record. Gene Ontology annotation, cellular component: synaptic membrane. Gene Ontology annotation, biological process: signal transduction; cell migration; regulation of Ras protein signal transduction.